GGACGCGAUCCGGCCGGGACGUCAGUUAUAGAAUAUUAUAAUACUACGCGGAUUCGAGGGAACGGACGUGCAAUACCCAUAUACAGCUGCGCUCACGAUGAUAAAUAAGACCGUAAUACUGCAGCUGUGCGUCGUCUGGCUGUCGUUGACUCAGGGUGCGUACGUGCCGCGGGGCCAACGAAGCGCAUUCAUUCCGGGUCCUCCAGGGCCCGCCGAGGGCUUCAACGCGGUCUUCAAGUCGUCGCCGUCCGUUCCAUUGUCACCGCAACCGCACUUUGGUCCGGCCGGUUUUGGAGCGUUCAAUCCCGGCGUCGUUGCGCUGCCCGUGACCGGCUACCCGGACGCGGGUUUCGACCUCGGCGGGCUCCAGUUUCAGUUCCUGCUGGCACCUCUGUCCGGCCAUCCCCGGUUCCCCGGGUUCGGGUUCGACGUGGCAUCCGCAGGAUAUCCCUUGGCCGUGCCGGCGCCGCAACCGUACCCGACCGCCGCCAGUAACGAUCUGCAGCAGUUACGAACCUUGGCUGCGGAGGGGCUUCGGUUCGACCCGGUCCCGAGAGCGCGACCGGCUGACGAGUCUGUCACUGUGGGACAGACCCACGUCCGGCCGGUCCCACAGACGAACGACGCGUCCACGCAGUCCGUCACGCCGAUCGCGACCACCGCGCCGCCGAAGGGUUCAGACGAACAGCAACCACGUCCGCAUUACAAUCAGGUCGGCACGGCGUCGGGUACCAUUUUCGGUAUCAUUUCUUCCGCGGGCCACGGACCGCAGCAGGAACCGCAGCCGAUUCGGACGGGUGGUGGCGAUUCAAUCGCGACGUCAGCACCGCCUUCGCCCGGGUCCGAUUCUGGUACCGAACCCGUACCCAAUUUGGCCUUGGAACUGAGACCACCGCCGUACAUCAAUGUGCCGGUCUCAGACUCGUCCUUCUACUCAGCCGCCAACGUCCCUUCCCCGCAGCCGUCCUCGUUCUCGACCGACCCAGCCGUCGCCUCCUCCUUACCGCACGGUGAUGGAGCUUUUUCCCGUCCUCCGGCCUUCGAUCCAUCCGUUCACAAGUCCUAUCCGACAACGCCACGCGGUCUCGGUCCCGACGCGUACCCCACACCGAGCGUAUCGUACACGCUGCCGAGCGAGUCAUUCCGCUUGCCCGCGGGGUUGACCGACGCUCACGGUCCGAAGAACGCGCCCAGACUUCCCAUGAGCCCCAUCGUAGUCGUCCCCGAAAAGUCGUAUCCCGCUGAGGCUUCCGCUCCCGAUAGUAGCCCUUCGCCCGCCGGCGCCGGUCCCGAUAAUACUGUUCCCGUUCUCGCCAACGUCUACGGCAGCUCGAACCCGGUAUCCGCGAACACGUACAGCGAAUCCAACACCAUCCAAGGCAGUUCCCGUAGCAACGCGUUCGUCGACGGUACCCUGUACCCGAAACUGAUCGCCGGUGCUGUUUUCGACGACUCCAAUUCGAUUGCGUCGUCACCGCAGCCGCCGCAGUUGCACUAUCAACCGAACGGCACCAAAUGAUCCGACGAAAAAACAACUACCCUCUCGAUGGACUGUGUUACCCACUACGACGCUGCCUAAUGCGUUCCUAAUACGGUAUGCUGUUGACUUCUUCAAAAGUAAAACGAUUUUCUUUUCUUAUUCGAAUCGUUGAGUCCAGCAGAUCAUUAUUUAUAGUCAUGAAAAACAUUAUUAUCUUGUUCACUAGAAUAUAUACGUAAUAUAUUUUUAUUCCUAAAGUUCGAAUAAUCGAAUGUUACGUCGUGUUUGUAGUUAUUGCGUUUAUUUAUUCUAAUAUAAAUAUACUGUAAUGUGUUAUAAAUCUAUUUUUGAUUGUAUUUGUUUUUGAUUAAAUAUCACCGU
Molecule: messenger RNA, 1861 nt
Organism: Sipha flava (yellow sugarcane aphid)
Lineage: Eukaryota; Metazoa; Arthropoda; Insecta; Hemiptera; Aphididae
Product: protein transport protein SEC31-like
Exons: 2
Coding region: 98-1519 (473 amino acids)
Source: RefSeq, a predicted model, not a curated record